UCUGUGGUAAUGUCUUACUGUAGCAGACGGUCCUGAGCAACGCCGAAUCGGUAUUUCAGUUUGGACAUGCCUGAUUUAGUUUUUGGCUCAGUUCAGCGCUGUCUUUUGCCGACCUGCAGUGACUUCGGCCAUCUAGUCACGCCCUUAACACCAUAUUUGGUUGCAUCUUCCUGUAAGUGGCACCAAAUGUGGUUUGAACUUCCGAUGACAACUCAGCGCCCCAUGAUGGCGUGCAUGUCUCGCUUGUGGAAACGGACCUCCUUGCUCGCCGCGCGGCUCGGAAAGCGAGUUUUGUCGUGCAGGCUGGCGGGCAUUCCAUUCCAGCACUACAGCACCAAGGCGGUUCCUCAGAUACCAGGGAUGGAGUACCAGGAUGCCAUUUGCACUCUUAACACGCUUCAGACAAACGCCAGCGCUCUGGAGCAGGUAUGGCGGGAGCGGAGCCACCCUGAACUGCAGCUCCAGGCCAUGCGAGGUUUCCUGGAACGGGCCGGUCUCACAGUGAAAGAACUAGACCACCUAAACAUCAUUCAUGUGACUGGAACAAAGGGCAAGGGCUCAACAUGUGCUUUCACCGAGCAGAUUUUAAGAACUUAUGGCUUCCGGACAGGAUUUUACAGUUCCCCACACUUGGUACAAGUAAGGGAGAGGAUUCGAAUCAACGGACAACCUAUCGGGAAAGAGCUCUUUACUAAAUACUUCUGGCAGGUGUACGGCCGUCUAGAUGAAACAAAGGAAGCCCAUGAUGGGACAAUGCCUGCAUACUUCCGUUUUCUCACCAUCUUGGCCUUCCAUAUCUUCCUGCAGGAGAAGGUGGAUUUGGCUGUGAUUGAAGUUGGGAUUGGCGGAGCGUAUGACUGCACCAACAUUAUAAGGAGACCUUGGGUAUGCGGUAUCUCCUCUCUGGGGAUAGACCACACUCAGAUUCUUGGAGACACCUUAGAAAAGAUUGCCUGGCAAAAAGGUGGCAUCUUCAAGCCAGGAGUCCCUGCUUUCACAGUCAAACAGCCAGAAGAGGCAAUGGCUGUGCUGAGGGACCGGGCCAAACAAAUCAGCUGUCCUCUGUGGGUGUGUCCAGACUUUGAGGACUACCAGGCAAACUGUGGACCUCUGAGUCUAGGCUUGGCAGGGCAACACCAGCGCUCCAAUGCCUCUCUCGCCCUGCAGCUGAGUCACACAUGGUUGCAAAGAAGAUGUCUACCAAAUGGAAAGUUUUUGUCCACCAAUAUUGAGAUGUCCAAUAUCUCCGAAGCGCUUUCCUUUAUACCCUCACCCAACAUGAAGAAAGGGUUGGCCGACACUGAAUGGCCUGGGAGGAAUCAAACAAUGAAACAUGGACAAGUCACAUAUUUUUUGGACGGCGCUCACACCAUGCGCAGUAUGCAGGCCUGUGUGAACUGGUUCCAAGAGACAGCAGCUCAGCAUGAAAGAAAUGCAAGUGGACCCGUAACCAGAAUCUUGCUCUUCAAUGCUACAGGAGAGAGAGACUGUGCGGCCAUGCUGAAACUUCUGGUGCCAUGCCAUUUUGAUUUUGCUGUCUUCUGCCCAAACAUCCCUGAGACCAUCACUUCCUGUAAUGCAGACCAACAGAACUUCAAUGUGUCCGUGGAGCACAUGUUGACCCGCUGCUUGGACAACGAGAGGAGCUGGCGCUUGCACAACAGCGCAGGGGACACCGGGGGCACCCCGCUUCUGAUUGAGAACAGCUUGUCUUUGGCCCCUGACAAGAACGCAGACACUCUUGUGUUCCCGUGCAUCCUUAGCGCCCUUCACUGGAUCACACAGGGGAGGGACCCUGUGCUGGCUCACGCGUCUAAGAAAGUGCUCCCAUUGAAGCCCAGCAUGAUGGCCAAAGCUGCUCCGCUCUGCAAUGCAGCCGAGAUCCACAUCCUGAUCACUGGCAGCCUGCACCUGGUAGGAGGGGCACUAAAACAUCUUGCCCCUGAAUUUGGAAAUGGACCUUGAAUUCCAAUUCCCAUGUCAAAAUUAUGUUUGUCAAAUAUGUAUGGGCACUAGUAUUCUGGAUGGUGGUGCUAGUACGAGUAGUACAGUAUCGGAGAGAAAAAAUUGCAUCAUGAAGAAGCAAAAAAAAAAACAUACACGGCACCUUACACUGGACUAUAAGUCCCAUUUGUUUAGAAAUUUAGAAGACCAAGAACUGACAUUUACAGGUACCUUGGUUAUACCUCGCUUAGCAUCAUUCUGUUACGGAAGGUGCGACUCUCACCAAAAUUUGCUCUAACCAAAUCAAUUUUUCCCACAAGAAACCAUGUAAAGCCAAUUAAUACGCUCCAGAAAGUUAAAAGUACUAACACAAUUCAUGUUUUUAUAGUUUUACGGUUAUAUUUUUACAUGCAAAAAAAACAAUUCUAAAUUUGUAUGAAUUCAUAUUGAUGAAUAAAAGGAUAAAUUAACAUUUCUGUUGACAAACAUGAGAUGUGGCAGCGAGGUCAACAUGAACCCCGCCUUGGUGUUUUAUUUGAGUUAUUUUUUUUAAUUCAAUGUGUUCUCACCUCAAGUAUCUGCUUUUCUUUUGGCCAGGCUGCAAAAUAACCAAAGAAAGUUGCAAGUGCCAGCAUUUUGAUAAAAAGUGAUAAACAAUAUUGAAUUCCAGAAAUAACGCAUAGAAAACACAAAGAUUGUGUAGUGUCUUCAAUGAAAGUAAAAGUAACCUUAAAUGUUCAUUUAUCCCUUUUCAUCAUUCAUAUGCAUUUAGAAUUGUUUACUGUAUGUAAAACUAUAAUUGUAAAACUAUAAAAACAUGUUUUGUGUCAACAUUUGAGUCAACUGCUGAUGACAUAGACGGGCUGACAUCAGUUUCCUGUUGCUGUUUUGUUUAGCAUGCUGUGAGCUAGCAAGCAAGGAAAGACAUUUUGUGAUUUAAAAAACAAAAACAGUUGGACUCAUGUAGUGUAUUAACAAUACAAGGCACGCUCCAUAUUGUAUGCUAACCAGAGAAUGCACACAAACUGAGGCAAAAUUGUGGCGCAAAUUUUUGGCGGUAACCGAAAAACACGCUAACAGAGGGUCCAUUGUAUUUUGAUAUAUAAGUCGCACGACUAGCCAAACUAUGAAAAAAGUGUGAAUUAUAGUCCAGAAAAUAUGGUACACACCUUUCACAUUUCAGCCACCAUUUUACUAGAUCUUAAAGAACAAUAGUACAGAAAUGAAGGUGGGAUAUACCUUAGAGUAGUCUGUGUACAGCUUGUAAAGCAGUAUGGAUUUACUGCAGCAAUGACAGACAUUAUUGUCUAAAUGUCUAGCAACACAAGUGAGUCCACGGUGAACCUGUCCAGAGUUUCAAUUGCUGUGUCUCAAUUGGUGCACUUGCUUCUGAAGAGUACAGCCUUUUUUCCCCAAAUUACUGCUAGUUUUGCAAUUUUUGCUGUUUUUAGUUUUCUUGUUUUUCUUGUUGUAACUGCACGUUGAACACGUCUGCGCUAACAGGCUAGAGAAUGCGUUCCUCCGUCAACAUAAUCCACACUGUUUGACUGUAAUUCCACUGGUGAGAAGCCAUCAUAUAUUAACUUGUGUUCAUGUCACUGCAGAAACAUGGAAGCUAGUGGUAACGUCAUCAACCAUCAUACAUACUCUAUAUACUUGACUUUUUUUUUGACAUUCUGUUGCCGUACUUCCCAUUAGCAUGUUUUUGAUUACUGUUGAAAAUUUACGCCAAAAUUUUGCAUCUGUGUACAUUUUCUGAAUAGCGUACGAUAUGGCGUGUGCCUUGCGUUCAUACAUUCCGUGAAUGCAAGUGUUCAUGUAUUUUUAAUCACAACACAUCCUUGUUAGCAGCAUAUUAGCUUGCAAAUACAUACUGUAAUCACUUAUGUUGAUGGAACAGGAACCGAAAGUCAGCUCCAUUGACAAUUACACCACGAUUCUCAAAAAUAACACUAAACAUGUUUUGAUAAUUUUACAAUAUAGUUUCACACACAUAAAACAAUUGUGAAUGCAUAUAAAUGACAGUUGAAUUGGAUAAACUUUUAAGGUUACUUUUACCGUCACUGAAGACGUGAUUGUUGCCAGACUCCAUAUGACAGCGAGAUCAACACGAACACCAAGCUUAUGUGUAUGUUUGUUCUUAUUGUGGUUAAUAAAAAGAAAUACACCAACAGAGAAGCCGGCGAGCACCAGCGAAGAAGCAGCGGCUAAAAUUGGCUUCACUUCAUAAAUAAGGGCGGUCGGCUCAGUGCAACAUUUGCAACACAAUGACAUCAUGCGAAUGAGGGUGCACGAUCAACAUGAGUAAUGUUCACACAUUCAUAGUGUAGAAAUAACCUCGUCUUUGAUACGCAUGGGGGACUUCCUCUAAGUCACGUGUCAAUGCAGGGCCGAAACACUGCAGGUUUUGUCGCCAACCAGUUUCUCCAGCAGGUGAUUUAAUUGAUAAGCUCCCUCCCUAAAAUUGAAAUCACCUGCUUUAGUGACCGGCUGGAAAGAAAACCUGCAGUCUCGGCCCUCCAUGGCACAAGUUUGACACCCCUGCUCUAAGUGAUCAGAAUCAGGGAAGCCAACAAUAAAUGAAGUCUGUCUCAUGCCAGUGUAACCCAGGGUUUGAGGAUGCUAGCUGAUGUGGAACUUCAGUGUAAAUAAAGGACGGGAGCUAUGGCUAGGCAACUUUAUCAUUUACACAGCCCGUUUCUGUUAGCAACAGUCAAGGGACCUUGACUGAGACUAGUGAGAAUCACUAUUGAAUUCAAGAAAUAACUCAUGUUAAAACAUGAAGGUGGUGUCUGUGUUGAUCUCGCGUUGUCAAGAAUCACAUCUUCAAUAAAGGUAAACGUCAUCUUAAAUGUUAAUUUAUCCCUUUCAUUUAUGUAUUGAUACGCAUUUUGAAUGGUUUUCUGCAUGUAACACUAAUUCUAAAAAUAUAAAAACAUGUUUUGUGUAAACAUUUUUGGCUUUCUGGAACAUUGGAUUUACAUUUUUUCUUAAAUUGAUUUGGUUAGAAUAUGUUUCGGUAGGAGUCGGACCCUUUGGAACCAAUUGACGCUGGUCAAGGCUCCACUGUAUUUAGAAGUUAUUACCAACUCGAAUGGGAUGGGUUUUCUGCCCCCCCAAAAAUUGGCCUGUUUUUAGGAGGAAAAAUGCACAAUGAAUGGGUUUUUCCCACAAAUAAUAAAACCAAACAUGUUUUUGAUAAUUGAAUUUGCAGGAGUGGGCUGAACUGCAAAUAUGCGGGGGGGAUCCACUAACCUCUAAACCAGUGAGUCUCAAGUGUUUGGUCGGGCCCUAAAAGUUGUCACGGGUCCAUGCCUGGACAAAAAAAAAUAUAUGGAAUGACUGUAUGUCCGUGAAUGCACCUUGCAUCCUUGUCUAUGCUAUUCGCUGACUAUGCUGUCACGGGGUGCAUGCUAUGUUUCUGGGCGACUUGAUCAAGCUUGUGCGGGAGGGGAAGGACAUCCAGUGGGGACUUAAUGUGUUGUUCCUCCAACACACAGCUGCACAUAUCUGCUGGAGAAGAGUGCGCCAUUCAGAGAACAGCGUCUGACCGCUGCAGCUCACAUUGUGUUCCAAACAGUCCCUACAAUUUACAAUUUAGUACAAUUUGGGUCGCCGCUUGUCAUUAUUGGUGGGUCCCGCAGCCAAACCGGUUGAGAACCACGACUCUAAACUGUGCUGUUUGGAGUCAGGCAGCUUCAGACUGCGCCUCACACAAAGCCUUACAUAUGAUGCUGUCGUGCCAUGUUUGAAAUCUCACUUGAAGUCAAACGUGUUUACAUCAUGGGAACAUUCAUCUUGAAAUGAAAAUGUUGAAUUGUUUGUACUUCACCGAUUCCAAAAGGUGUGUGUGUGUGUGUGUGUGUGUGUGUGUGUGUGUGUGUGUACUGUAUAUAUGACACGUUCUCCAAACCUUUUGACAUGGGGUUCCAAAUUUAAAGUUUAGGCAUGCUCAAAAAGUGCUUUUUUUUUUUUUUUUUUUGCAGGAUUCAAUUUCCACCACAUUAUAGAAAAAACAGCAGAUAAUUUUCAAUGUUAAAUUAAUGAAAAACAGUGGCAGAACCCUCCCCUUCGCUCUUCAAUUACCAUUGUUCAGGUGUAACACAGUCCAGUCCCAACUAUGCCUCACACACUUUGUAAACUAAAGUAUAAAAUGUAUAGGUAUUUAUCACAAAUGAAUGUUAAUGUAAGAUGACCCAUGAGCACGUGGCACACAACUAUGGGGCCUUGAAGGACCGCAGGACAAAGUGGGAAAUCUCAGUGCUUUAGGGAAAAAAAUCAGUGAAGCAUAAAGACAAUUGUGGGAUUUUUUUUUUUUUUUUAACAGUGGUGCAUGUAUGAUGUACAUUCUACUUAUCACAUACAGUAUUUUUCAAUUAAUGGUGAAUAAGAUGUGUUUUCUACAGAAAAUAUGUCCUAUUCUUCGAGGGAAAAAAAAGGGGUGGUGUUUUUGGGACCAAAAAUCUAUGAAUUUGCAGGGCUGUGAAUGAAUUGUGAGUAUGCUGGGAUCCACUGUAUACGGUACAUACAUGCAGUAUAUACACGUGUGUCAAUUAUUUCCCCGAAACAAACGUAUUUAAUUUUAUUUACAAUCUGGUACAGUUGUACUUUGCCACUUAACGCUUUGAGGCUUCACGCAAUCACUGUUUUUCAAAAAUAUAUUUAUUAAUAAAUCAUGCUGUUUUGUGGUUGAAUGCGGCCUAUUUGUCAAAAAAGAUGCACAUAUAAGAAAUAUUUAUGUAUGUUUGCCUAAAUUAAGCAUUUUCAAACAUAAAAUGUCUAAAUGAAGUAAAGACAAACACGUACAAGGCAUUCAGAAGACUCAUUCAAAGACAUUGUGAGGAUCUGUAGUAUUCUACACUGGUCACUGUAAUGUUUGUCACACAAGCACCAGACUUCAUUGCCGGAACAACAGGCUUUUAUUGCAGGUUUGAAUGAUCUCACAACAAGGACAAUAAACCCGAACACUAUUGUUGCGACCGUAAUCCACACCAAGCAAAAACUCAAGUCUGAUCCCCCUCUGAACGUCACUUCCUGUCUUCCCCUCCCACUCAGCUCCCCUGCACCGGAACACAUUUACAGCAACAUACAAGAACACUUAUGUCUUAAAUGACUUAUUUUCUCUUGCGUCUACUAAAAUGGGUAAUAUGAAUGUAAACAUGACUAUAGGAGUGUUAUUUAAUGCCUAGAGGGCUCUAAUAUUAAAAAACAUAUUUAGAAGGUCGUAAACAGGUUUUCUAUGUUUUGAACUAUGCAAAUAUUCCAUUUCCUACUUCGCGGAAAUUCACUUCUGACGGUUGGGUCUGAAACCAAUUAACCGCGAUAAAGAUUUAUUGUAUUGGAAGAUCUGCAAGGGCUGCUUUGACUUGAUUUUUUUUUUUUUUCAUGCUUAUUUGAAAACAUGACUACCUUUUGGUGAUUUUUAAAGCUAAGAGUUAUUUCAUUGUUUUGAUUUGUCCAUAACUGGGCUUGAUUUCAACAUGUAAGCACAAAAUAAAUAAAUCCUUGCAAGUAUGUAACUGAUGGUCUAGUGGUUAACCGGCCUGACGUGCAGGCAGUGUGGGUUGGAUCCUUGUGAAUGCUUGUUUAUACGCGUCCUGUGAUUGACUGCUGACAAGUCCAGGGUUUCGUCCACCAUUUACCUGAAGCCAACUGGGAUGGCCCCCAGCUCCUUGCUACCCUGAACAGGAUAAGUGGAUAAAUGAAUGGGCUUGCAAAAAUUAGGUGAAAUUCAAAAGUUUUAUUGUCUAUUUUGUAUUUGGAUAUUUCAAUAGCGGUAACACUUUCUAUGUUGAAGCACUGACGGUCUAGUGGUGGACAUGCCUGACUUGGUGCAGGCAGGAUGGCUUCAGUUCUCACUCAUUCUGUUUUGUGAUUGACUGGGUCAGCCUUUCUUUAUUUGAACGUAAGAUGAAAUAUCCACCCUGUCAGAAUGUAAUACAUAAAAUUGUUACAUGUAUUUCACAGUAAAAAACAAAAUAAAAUCAUCACUGCAGUA
This is a messenger RNA of Dunckerocampus dactyliophorus (ringed pipefish), 7942 nucleotides long. RefSeq names its product folylpolyglutamate synthase (gene fpgs). Gene Ontology annotation, cellular component: cytoplasm; mitochondrion; cytosol. Gene Ontology annotation, biological process: tetrahydrofolylpolyglutamate biosynthetic process. Lineage: Eukaryota; Metazoa; Chordata; Actinopteri; Syngnathiformes; Syngnathidae. The record is from RefSeq and is a predicted model, not a curated record. Gene Ontology annotation, molecular function: tetrahydrofolylpolyglutamate synthase activity; ATP binding. The coding region runs from base 67 to 1965 and encodes 632 amino acids. The transcript has 17 exons.